Menidia menidia (Atlantic silverside) is the source of this 1631-nucleotide messenger RNA. The record is from the annotation of a GenBank genome assembly. Lineage: Eukaryota; Metazoa; Chordata; Actinopteri; Atheriniformes; Atherinopsidae.
AAAAAACUUCGAUGUAUUGACCUAUUGCCAUAUUUAUCAGGCACGUGAGGCCAGAGGUGCCGCCAGCUGUUCGGGUGACAGCUCUGCUUUAUGAGUGAGAGCAAAUCUGACAACGCUUCACUCCUCAAACUCCAUGGGCUUAUCACGCCAAGUGCUCUAAGUGGAAAUAAACAUAAUCAAGGACAGGAGUAUUUUUUUUGUUCAGCUCGGUAAGUUGGAAUGAAGACCCAAAUAGAUUUAGUUGCUGUUUUUUUAAAGGAAAAAAGAGGCCACAGCAGCUCCAGCUGUGGCUUUUUUUCCUGCUCCUGUGGGUCGUUUAUGUCUCUACAUUAUUGAUUCCCUGAGGCUGCUGCUGCUGUUGCUGCUGGCCAAUGGGCUCCUUAGACCGUUUUUUCAAAAGGAAAGGAGCAGAUGAAGGGAUGAGAUUCGUGUAACUUUUGGAUGACCCCUUCCUGACAAAGACAGUGUCCAUCAAUUGUCCUCCGUCAUUAUUCCCUGCUUUUAUGCCAAAGGGCUUUUGUAUCUUUUGUUGGAUUCUCUGUUGAACACUGAGCCUUCAAGUCAAACCACAGAAACUUCUGUAUGUUCAAAAAAGUCUGAUAAAACAGUAGCUGUUACAAUAAAAAAAAAAAUUCUAUCUAUUUACAGACUUCAGACUUCCUGAAUAAUUAUCCUGUUAAAUAUUCUGAAAAUUUUGUCAUCGUCUCACUUUUCAUUUUCCAAAUGUGGAUACUUUCCCUAAUUGAUACAUUUGUUUUAAACAUAAACUUGGAGUGUCUUUAUUUAGUGGAAAUGCAUGUAGUUGUAUGUUUACUCGUGUUUGAACCAGCAUCUCCUCUAUUGGCCAACCUGGUCACAUGGUUCGCUAACUUUAUUCAGUUGACACCAAGUAGGAGGGCUCUAUGGAGGGAGGAAAAAAAGACAACUCGAGAAAAAUUAGUAUUUUCUACCUUCAGAAAUUAAUGGCCAUGAGUUCGUAUAUGGUGAACUCUAAGUAUGUGGACCCCAAAUUUCCUCCCUGCGAGGAAUAUUCGCAAAAUAACUACAUACCUGAGCAAGGCUCGGACUACUACAGUCCAUCGCAGGACACAGACUUUCAGCAUCCAGGAAUCUACCCACGGUCAAACUACACGGAGCAGCCCUUCAGCUGCACCACUGUGCCGGACUCCACGGUGCAGCCACGCGGACACGGCCACGAGAGGUCCGGCCACCCGAGCCCCUUCAGCGCACAGCCGGAGCCGGGCACCCCGGUCCAAGGGGCCGGAGCCCGGACUUGUGGACCACAGCAAAACACAAAGAGCCAAAAUGGGAUACAAGCCAAGCAGCCUGCAGUAGUUUACCCCUGGAUGAAGAAAGUUCACGUAACUACCGUGAACCCGGACUACACAGGAUCAGAGCCCAAACGGUCCAGGACAGCUUACACCCGCCAGCAGGUUCUGGAGCUUGAGAAGGAGUUUCAUUUUAACAGGUCACCUAAAAAGCUUAUGGCUGCGAGAUAUUUGGCCGGGGCCUUUGUGGAAAAGUGCACAUGUCAAGAUGGAAGCAAUGAUGAAUGCGUGAGGGAUAUAAAAGAGAUCUGCGCAGAUUUCGCUCACAGACUGGAGCCACGGUGGGAAACACCAAUCACGUGA